Exophiala bonariae is the source of this 1356-nucleotide messenger RNA. RefSeq lists its product as uncharacterized. Gene Ontology annotation, molecular function: hydrolase activity, hydrolyzing O-glycosyl compounds. Bases 1 to 1356 code for a protein of 451 amino acids. The record is from RefSeq and is a predicted model, not a curated record. The transcript has a single exon. Lineage: Eukaryota; Fungi; Ascomycota; Eurotiomycetes; Chaetothyriales; Herpotrichiellaceae. Gene Ontology annotation, biological process: glucan catabolic process.
AUGCGGAUCGCAAUUGCUUCCCUCUCACUUUUAGUACCAACAACACUGGCUGCUUAUGCCCUUCAAGAUGAUUACGCCGGGUCAGCAUUCGCCGGAAUGUUUGAUUUCUUCACAGAUAACGAUCCUACAAAUGGUUACGUCAAUUAUGUCUCCCAAUCAGAAGCUCAAAAUUCAGGACUGUACCAAAUCCAAAAUGGUGCUGUCUAUAUGGGUGUUGACUCCACGAAUACUGCUUCCGGUCGUGGUCGCAACAGCAUACGUAUCAGCAGCAAAAAAUCAUACAAUCACGGUCUCUUCAUUAUCGACCUUGCACACAUGCCCGCAGGUGCCUGUGGUACGUGGCCAGCAUUCUGGCUACUGGGACCUGACUGGCCGAACAAUGGCGAAGUUGACAUAAUCGAAGGAGUCAACUCCCAAUCGGCUAACAAUAUGGCUCUGCAUACCGAUGCUGGCUGUAGUAUUACCCAUACGGGCGCCUUCAGUGGUGAUCUCAUGACUGACAACUGCGACGUUAAUGCUCCAGGACAGGGCAACAACGUUGGAUGUUCGAUUCACAGUGGCGAUUCAAGGAGCUUCGGAAAUGGUUUCAAUUCCAAUGGUGGCGGAGUCUAUGCCACGGAAUGGACAAGUGAAGCAAUCAACAUUUGGUUCUUCCCUCGAGGAGCUAUUCCCUCGGAUCUCACCAGCGGUACACCUGACCCAUCAAACUGGGGACAGCCCUCAGGCCAAUUCACCGGCGCCUGUGAUAUCGACGAGAAAUUCAAGGAUCAAAAGAUGAUCUUCGAUGUCACAUUCUGUGGUGACUGGGCUGGCAACGUCUGGUCAACAGAUGCGACUUGUGCCCCUAAAGCAUCCACCUGUCAAUCCUUCGUUCAGAACAAUCCUGCUGCUUUCAAAGAUACCUACUGGCUCGUCAACAGCCUAAAGGUCUUUUCUCAAAAUGGUGCAGCGCCCGCUCCAGCUCCCACUCAGUCUCAACCUGGUGCUCCGGGUGUGACCACAGCGACUGCACUUCCCACGACCGCUACGGCCGCCAUUCCAACGACCUUUGCAACCGUCACCCAAUCGAUCCCUACUGGAGCUACAGCAACAGCCACUGUUACAUACCCUACAAAUGCUCCUGCCAACACCAUCGCACCCACGAACACCGUUCCUGCCCCUGCCCCACCCGCGAAUACUCCUGCUUCUCCCAUUGUUCCCGCUCCCACCGAUGCUCCAGCACCCAACAAUGGAGGCGGUAACGGUGGUUGGGGUGGUAAUGGAGGCGGCAACAAUAAUGGAGGAGCUGGCUGGGGCGGCUAUGGUGGCGGUGGUGGCAGACCAGGAGGCGGUCGUGGUGGUCGAGGAGGACAAUGA